Molecule: messenger RNA, 1612 nt
Organism: Austrofundulus limnaeus
Lineage: Eukaryota; Metazoa; Chordata; Actinopteri; Cyprinodontiformes; Rivulidae
Gene: dpp7
Product: dipeptidyl-peptidase 7
Biological process (GO): proteolysis
Cellular component (GO): vesicle
Molecular function (GO): serine-type exopeptidase activity; dipeptidyl-peptidase activity
Source: RefSeq, a predicted model, not a curated record
GCAUGCGCACUGAAAUGAAACCGCCGACUCUUCUCUGUCAGCGGUGAAACAUGAAGACAGUAUUAAGUAUUUUGACGCUGACUGUGUUUCUCAUUCUUCUGACAGCUCUGCCAAACACUGCUCUUCAGUCCAGACGACAUGGACCUGCAGAGACCCUGUUCACAGAGCAGUUCUUCAGUCAGACUGUGGACCACUUCAACUUUAACACCAUGGGCAAUGCGACAUUCAGGCAGCGCUACCUGAUCACAGAUAAGUUCUGGAAGGCGGGCCACGGUCCAGUCUUCUUCUACACUGGAAAUGAGGGGGACGUGUGGGACUUCGCCCUGAACUCUGGGUUCAUCUUGGAGUUAGCAGCUCARCAACAAGCCCUGGUCUUAUUUGCUGAACAUAGGUAUUAUGGGAAAUCUCUGCCGUUUGGCAACUCUUCCUUCAACAUUCCUCAGGUGAGCCUGCUGACGGUGGAGCAGGCCCUGGCCGACUACGCCGUCAUGAUCACUGAGCUGAAACAGCAGCUGGCAGCCACACACUGUCCUGUCAUCGUGUUUGGUGGCAGUUAUGGUGGAAUGUUGUCAGCUUACAUGAGACUCAGGUAUCCAAACAUUGUAGCUGGAGCUCUGGCAGCCAGCGCCCCUGUCCUGUCUACUGCUGGGCUUGGAGACUCCAGGCAGUUCUUCCAAGAUGUUACAGCUGACUUUGAGAAGAUUGCUCCUGAAUGUAGAGAUGCUGUGAGAGGAGCCUUCAGUCAGCUGAAGAAGUUAGCUGAACACAAAGAUUACAGCCGUAUCCAGUCAGAAUUUGCUCUUUGUAAGCCUCCAUCCUCUGAACGGGAUAUCCACCAACUUAAUGGCCUGCUGAGGAACGCCUUCACUCUGAUGGCCAUGCUCGACUACCCUUACAGCACACACUUCAUGGGCAACAUGCCCGCCAACCCCGUCAAGCUGCAGGAAUUGUGUACAACUCCACUGGGGUCCUGACUUGUUUCGACCUGUACAGCUUGUAUGUGGAGUGUGCUGAUCCUACUGGAUGUGGACUGGGCUUCAACAGCCAGGCCUGGGACUACCAGGCUUGUACAGAGAUCGAACUGUGUUAUGAGAGCAAUAAUGUGACGGACAUGUUUCCUCCCAUGGCCUUCACCGAGCAGGACCGGGAGAUUUACUGUUCCAAGCGCUGGGCUGUGCUUCCAAGGCCCGGCUGGCUCAAAACCCAGUUUUGGGGUGACGCUCUCUCUGCAGCCAGCAACAUCAUCUUCUCUAACGGAGACUUGGACCCAUGGGCCAAUGGGGGGGUCCGGAAGUCCUUGAGCUCAUCUCUGAUYGCACUCAACAUUUCUGGAGGGGCCCAUCAUCUGGACCUGAGAGGAUCCAAUGAGGUUGACCCGGAGUCAGUCAUCAGUGCCAGACAGAAGGAAGCAGAGAUCAUUGCACAGUGGGUGGAGAUGGAGAGGUCCAGAUUACAAAAGACUCUGUAAAAAGUUCUGUUUUUACUUGGCCUCUGGACUGAUGCUGGUACCGUAUCCACCUGUAAGAUGUAUGAUUGUUUAGUUCUUCCCAUCAGUUAGAACCCUUGUACAGACAGCGUCUCAAGAAUAUAAAAAUGAUUCAUUUGGAUCACA